Talpa occidentalis (Iberian mole) is the source of this 1678-nucleotide messenger RNA. It is a transcript of the gene SRSF5, whose product is annotated as serine and arginine rich splicing factor 5. Gene Ontology annotation, molecular function: mRNA binding. NCBI's taxonomy places the organism in Eukaryota, Metazoa, Chordata, Mammalia, Eulipotyphla, Talpidae. The coding region runs from base 305 to 1123 and encodes 272 amino acids. The record is from RefSeq and is a predicted model, not a curated record. The transcript has 8 exons. Gene Ontology annotation, cellular component: nucleus; ribonucleoprotein complex; cytoplasm.
CGCCGAGGCGCGCCCUCCAUUUUGUGGAACGCUAGAGCAGUAAGUGCGUCAGUUGUGGAGAGACGUAGACGAGUUGAGUCCUGGUCUGCGGGGAGGCAGACGGCUCCGUCGCAGACUACGGACCUCUCUGAGUCUCAGCUGCCAAAGAUCAGUCCGGUAGGUGAGUGGCUCACUUUGGGGGAAAGGCUUCUCGGAUCGAGGCUUCUUCAUGGCCACUCAGAUCGCGAGUGGCCUGGGCUGCUCUCUUUGCGGAGGACGGCGUCCAAUGAGCACAGUUUACUCGAGGAGGCACUAGCCGGACAUCAUGAGUGGCUGUCGAGUAUUCAUCGGGAGGUUAAAUCCAGCGGCCAGGGAGAAAGACGUGGAGAGAUUCUUCAAGGGGUAUGGACGUAUAAGGGAUAUUGAUCUGAAAAGAGGCUUUGGUUUUGUGGAAUUUGAGGAUCCCAGGGAUGCAGAUGAUGCUGUUUAUGAACUUGAUGGAAAAGAACUCUGCAGUGAAAGGGUUACUAUUGAACAUGCUAGGGCUCGAUCUCGAGGAGGAAGAGGUCGAGGACGCUACUCUGACCGUUUUAGUAGUCGUAGACCUCGAAAUGAUAGACGAAAUGCUCCACCUGUAAGAACAGAAAAUCGGCUUAUAGUUGAGAAUUUAUCUUCAAGAGUCAGCUGGCAGGAUCUCAAAGAUUUCAUGAGACAAGCUGGGGAAGUAACCUUUGCGGAUGCACAUCGACCUAAAUUAAAUGAAGGGGUGGUUGAGUUUGCCUCUUAUGGCGAUUUAAAGAAUGCUAUUGAAAAACUUUCUGGAAAGGAAAUAAAUGGGAGAAAAAUCAAAUUAAUUGAAGGCAGCAAAAGGCACAGUAGGUCAAGAAGCAGGUCUCGUUCUCGGACCAGGAGUUCCUCUAGGUCUCGUAGCAGAUCUCGUUCCCGGAGUCGCAAGUCUUACAGUCGGUCCAGGAGCCGGAGCAGGAGCAGGAGCAAGUCCCGUUCUGUUAGUAGGUCUCCUGUGCCUGAGAAGAGCCAAAAACGUGGUUCUUCAAGUAGAUCUAAGUCUCCAGCAUCUGUGGAUCGCCAGAGGUCCCGGUCCCGGUCCCGAUCAAGGUCCAGAUCAGUUGACAGUGGCAAUUAAACUGUAAAUAACUUGCCCUGGGGGCCUUUUUUAAAAAAGCAAAACAAAACAAAAAAACCAAAUUCCCAAACCAUACUUGCUAAAAGUUCUGGUAAGUAUGUGCUUUUCUGUGGGGGUGGGAUUUGGAGGGGAGGGUGGGGUUGGGCUGGAUAUCUUUGUAGAUGUGGACCACCAAGGGGUUGUUGAAAACUAAUUGUAUUAAAUGUCUUUUGAUAAGCCUUCUGCUCACAUUUUUGUGAAUGUCUGAAGUAUAUAGUUUGUGUAUAUUGACAGAGCUCUUUUAUAACUAAAGCCAGUUUAAUUUUUUUUGUACUAGAAAAAUUUGAAUAUUUUAGUUCUGGUUAUUCAAUUAUCUUAAUUCAGAAUUAGUUUAAUGCCUCAAUUAAACUAAUAGCUUUGGACACAUAAAAGAGCUCUAAAUUUGCUUGUACAUAAAGGCUUAAUUUGAGUUUCCCUUGUUAGGGUCAAGGGUGUCCUUACCCACCAUUUAACAGCUGCCUGGCAAAAACACAUUAAAGCAGCUGUUUGUUAUUGAUAAUAAAAGAUUAUAAAACU